AUGACCCAGCAAACGCAGGGUUGCUAAAUGCAUAAAAAUUCUUAGAUCCUAUAAAGAAAAAUAAUCCCGAAAUAACAUAUGCUGAUUUAUGGAUAUUGGCAUCCUAUGUAGCUAUUGAAGAAAUGGGUGGUCCUAAAAUUGAUUUUACGCCAGGACGUAAAGACGCUACAUUAGAAUCUGCUUGUCCUGAAAAUGGUCGUUUACCUAAUGCAUCUAAAGGAAGAAGUCAUAUUAGAGAUGUUUUUUAUAGAAUGGGCUUAAACGAUAGAGAAAUUGUUGCUCUUAUUGGAGGAGGCCAUGCGCUUGGAAAAUGUCACACAGAUAGAAGUGGAUAUGAUGGGCCUUGGACUAAUGCUCCAACUUUAUUUUCAAAUUUAUAUUUUAAGGAAUUAUUAGAAAACACUUGGACUGAAAAAAAAUGGAAUGGACCUAAAUAAUACGAAGAUAAAUCGAAAAAACUCAUGA
Messenger RNA from Ichthyophthirius multifiliis, 465 nucleotides. RefSeq lists its product as hypothetical. Lineage: Eukaryota; Ciliophora; Oligohymenophorea; Hymenostomatida. The transcript has a single exon. The record is from RefSeq and is a predicted model, not a curated record.